This is a messenger RNA of Penicillium expansum, 1056 nucleotides long. Its product is annotated as glycosyltransferase family protein. Lineage: Eukaryota; Fungi; Ascomycota; Eurotiomycetes; Eurotiales; Aspergillaceae. Bases 1 to 1056 code for a protein of 351 amino acids. The record is from RefSeq and is a predicted model, not a curated record. The transcript has 2 exons.
AUGGGUACACCACUUACAGAAACGGUUAUUAUUACUGGUGGAAAUGGGUUGUUGGGUUCAGAGAUCGCUAUCGAGAUCGCGAAGAAGCAACCUUUCGUCCAUCUAUUAUUGACGGCAAGGGAUAUAAGGACCGACGAUGUCCGCCAACUGAUGGGGAAGAUCCGCUUGAUCGGCCCCAGAUCGAUCGAGGUUCUGGCUCUUGAUCUGACCGAUCUGAAAUCCGUCGCAUCUUUCGCCAAAACCACUGUCGAUCGUGUUCGCCUCAGAGACAUUCCACCUGUGACCAGUCUGAUUCACUCUGCUGUUGCUACAUCUUACGUUAUUGAUGAUCUCACAUCAGAUGGCCACGAUCCUGUGUAUCAGACAAAUUGUUUAUCUCCAUUUUUAUUGACCAUUGGGCUGCUCGAGGCUUUCCGGGCUGGGGAUGGUACACCCAAAGGUGGAGCUAAAGUGAUCAACAUCGGCUGUUCUGCGAUAUCUUGUGGGAGAUUGGAUUACUUCGACCGCGACCAUGGAAGAAAUGGAAGGCUACCAGGAACUGCGCUGAGCGCAAAGGAAGAGAAUAUUCGUUUGGGGAGCAGCAAGCUAAUGGCGAGUGUCGCAUUAUAUGCAUUGAGGCGGAGCUUGGUCUGGACCGGCAAUAUAUCGCUUGAUAUCUUCACCUUGGAUCCAGGAGGUAUGACUGGCCAGAGUACUCUGCGGACCGGGGCGCCUAUGUCGGUCAGAGUCGCACAUCAGACUCGGUCCGGGCUUCGGCCAUUCCUGUGCAUGGUAUCCCGAAGCUCCAUGAAUAAGGCGAGUGUUCCGGCCAAGGCGAUUGCCAGAGUUGCAUUCCACAUCGACGCGGUGGAGAACUGGCAAAAGGAACGCUACUUUAUUCUCGAUAGCGACUAUGAAGCCGCAUCCGUCUUGCCGAGCUUGCGUGAUGGGGAAAAAGUGAACACACUAUUAAUGCAGAUGAUGCAAAUGAUUGAAGUGGAAACAAAGGAGAUGGAUUCUCCUGCUCCUCUUCGACCUCAAUUGAGCAUGAUCUCGCCUCCUACGCUUUCACUGUGA